AUGUCCGUCCCCAAAGCGGCUUUGAUGCAAAUAUUUGACCUGUACGACACUGAUCGUGCCGGUUGGAUCCCCACCAAACGUAUUCCUUACGUACUGCGAACCUGCGGGAUGAUCUCUACACAAACGGAGAUGGAAACUCUACUCCAUGAUCACUUUGCAUCCUGUGACACCGUGACGCGCAGUGGGUUUCAGAAAUUCUUGGAGCAAAAGGACAUCCUCAAGGCGGAGGAUUUUAGCUCAGAGAAGGAAUUGGCAACGGCAUUUCAGGUAUUUGACUCACGUGAAUCCGGGGCACUCACGUCGGAUGAGGUGCUAACGAUUCUAACCCGCAUGAAUGAGAAGAUUGAUGUGGACGCAUAUCAUCGCGUCAUGGAUGGGCUCGAGCUGAACGAGCAGGGCAUGGUGGAAGUCGCCCAGCUUGCGGCACACAUGCUGCGCUCUGCGAAUGAAUACAAGCUUACCGUGCAGCAGGUUCUUGAGGAGCUUGCAGAGUAA
Messenger RNA from Trypanosoma cruzi, 495 nucleotides. RefSeq lists its product as uncharacterized. The record is from RefSeq and is a predicted model, not a curated record. Gene Ontology annotation, cellular component: myosin II complex. Bases 1 to 495 code for a protein of 164 amino acids. Gene Ontology annotation, molecular function: calcium ion binding. Lineage: Eukaryota; Euglenozoa; Kinetoplastea; Trypanosomatida; Trypanosomatidae. The transcript has a single exon.